UGUCGGAACACAUUUACGUGCGAACAUAACAUCGCAGCGGCAUUUAAUGAACCGCUGAACACAAUUUUAAGGUAUUUAGUUUGAUCUCGAGAGCUUGUUUGUUUAUAACUCAACAUGUCUGACGAAGAGGAAGAUUACAUGUCUGACGCGUUUCUCAGCAAACUUCAAGAUGUGAAACCUGGCGUCAGCAUGGUGAGGAGAGUAAAAGAAGCAAUGAAAAAAGAGGUCCAACAAAAAGAAAAGAACAUCCAGAACCGACAGAAGAGCUACAAAGAGCAGGAGAAGGAAAGCCGAGAGGUGGCUUUACAGAACUCCUUAAGCAACCAGAACAAGGGCUUUGCUCUUCUUCAAAAGAUGGGUUAUAAAGCCGGUCAAGGUCUCGGGAAGGGGGGAGCAGGAAGGGUUGAUCCAAUUCCACUAAAUAUAAAAACAGACAGAGAAGGUAUCGGAAUGGAGGAGGUAAAGAAAAGGAAAGCUGAUGAGGAGCUUGAACACUAUCGACGGAAAAUACGAGCCAAACAAGAAAACGAGUCAAAGUCACUAGAAGAUUUUAGGUCCCGAGUAAGAACAGAAAGAGAAGAAAAGAAGAUUGAAGGAGACCUCAGGAGAAGUCAGAGGGCAUGUGAGCAGCUUGACAGCCAGAAGAGCAUAACCACCCCAAGAGAAGCUUGGUACUGGCCAGAAGUCAAUGCUGAUGAAGAGGAGGAUGAUCUAGAAGAAGAGGAGAAAGAAGAAGAAGAAGGAAUCAACCUUACUCCCUUUGAUAAACUCCAAAUUCUAACAUCCUAUUUAAGAGGAAUCCAUUUUUACUGCAUCUGGUGUGGGACGACCUAUAAUGAUGAAGAGGACUUGUGCUCCAACUGUCCGGGGGAUUCAGCAGCAGACCACGAAUGAUUAAAAGAACAUUUCUACCGAGUAAAAAACUUGAGAAAAAUCCUUUAUCCUGGGAGUAUUUUGUGCUAAGAUAGUGUACAGACAAAAGUAAAUGAUGCAUGUAAAUAAAGCUCAACAUCUUUUCAAUAGAUAAUUCAAAAUUAGGUGAUCUGAGCUGAAGUUACAUUUAUUUAAACCUCAUACUGUUCCAUGGAUAAAAAAUGUGAUUGGAUGUCUGUUUUGUUUAAAGAAAUAACAGCAAAAACCAGCAAUCUAGAAAAGUUGUUUUAUCAAUAUUCCUCAUUAAAAUUGGUUUUAUUUAGAUGUUAGCUUCUCUCUUUAUGUUUCAGUCCAACCUUUUUUUGUAAGCAUAUUAUCGCUGAAAGGGUCUAUUUGCGAAGUUUUACAUUUUGUGUCAGUUAAUGACAUUUUUCUCUUUAAUAUUAGUUAAAAAAAAAGAAUAAACAAGAAUUCAUUUUAGAUGG
Molecule: messenger RNA, 1358 nt
Organism: Oryzias melastigma (Indian medaka)
Lineage: Eukaryota; Metazoa; Chordata; Actinopteri; Beloniformes; Adrianichthyidae
Gene: gpatch11
Product: G patch domain containing 11
Exons: 8
Coding region: 115-894 (259 amino acids)
Cellular component (GO): kinetochore
Molecular function (GO): nucleic acid binding
Source: RefSeq, a predicted model, not a curated record